Pseudopipra pipra is the source of this 3115-nucleotide messenger RNA. It is a transcript of the gene SLC25A21, whose product is annotated as solute carrier family 25 member 21. The transcript has 10 exons. The record is from RefSeq and is a predicted model, not a curated record. Gene Ontology annotation, biological process: transmembrane transport. NCBI's taxonomy places the organism in Eukaryota, Metazoa, Chordata, Aves, Passeriformes, Pipridae. The coding region runs from base 2136 to 3041 and encodes 301 amino acids.
CUGGUUGGCGGGAGUGUCGCCUGCCCGCCCUUUCUCCGCUCGGGCAGUUGUUUCUUUUAACGCUGUUAGUGCUGCCCAGGCUGGCCAGGGACGGAAUUCCCUACUAAGGAACGCAGUAACCACAAAUGGAGAGACAGACCCCCCCAGGGAUAUCGAGGAGGAGAAUGGAGUGGGACGCGCAUGUACUGGUUUGGGAAGAGGUCAUAUGGAAAUGGGAUUAAGCCUAGAAGUGCUUUAUGAAACCUGCACAGUGGGAAGGUUGCCCUUUUUGGAGAGAGGAGAGAGGAAUGGAUGGAUGUGCCAUAUAUAAAAAAGACUGUCAGCAGAGGAAUUGAAUUGUAUUGAGGUGCACAGAUCUGGGGUUUGAAUACUGUGAGACAAACUUAAUAGUUUCCUAACAAGAACUAGAGUUUAUUUUUUUAAGGAGCAGGUUACUAUUCUGUAAACAUUUGUGUAAUUUACAUGCGCUGUGACCAUUAUUUUUCAGUUUCUUCAUGUAAACCUUCUUUUUGUUGCAGUGACACUUUCUGUAGAGAACAAAUCUAAGUGACCAGUUUCUGCAUCCUCUGAUCAACUCUAAAUUCUCUUUGCUGUGGAACUACUGUUGCAAGUCCACCUUAACACAAGAUUUGCUAUUUGAACCAAAGGGAACACUGUACAGGAACAUCUAAAUCUCUGAAACUAAAAAGUAGCAAUGCUUCAGCAUCUGAUUUUUGAGGAUAGGGAACACCGGAGGCUUGAUGAUCCUGCUAUAUUUAUUGAGCAGCAGUCUCAAAGAGUCCAACCAAGGGAACUAAGGCAAAUGCUAAUGAAACACUGAAGUUGAGAUUUUAAUUACUUAAAGGUCAGCACAUUCGAGGUUUAUCAGUUUAAGGGAGUUAUUCCAUAUUCCUACAGUGAUGCCCACUCAGCUCUUACAAAGAUAAAAAAAUUCACAUUACUGUUUAUUUGCUGAUGCAUGUGAAUUAUAUAACUGAAUGUUAUACCUGCAUAUUAUCCCUUUUUGCGAUUACGGUCUUGGUCUUUUAACACUUUCUCAACACUUCUCUGUAUAUUUUCUAUGUUCCCAUCACUUUCAGUAGCAAUAAACCCUUUGUUUUUUUUCUAACUUUUGUUCUACAUUACAAAAGGCUACAUUUCCUUUCAAGCUUGGAACCUCUACUCAGUUGGCAACAUUUGUUGCUAGACUAUCACAAAACACUCACAGGCACUGUGCAAACUAAUGUAUCAGAAUACCCGUAUGGCUGAACUAUCUUGUCUUUCAAUGGUGCUGCCGCUGGGAAUGAGCCCAUGCUGUCCCCCACGUUGUACUCUGGCAUCUUCCAGAAAAGCACAGUUUGGCCUUGCUGCAAGCAGUGUUGGGGUCUCUCAGCACUGGUGCUAUGUCCCAGCACUUCAAGCCCAUGCCCUGGCACCGUUUUAUUUACUAAGAUGGGCCAACAGGUCCGUGUAACACAUGUAAUAGUUACACUCCAUGUGACAAAAUACCCGUGUCCUUUGAACAUCGAGGAGCUGGAUCUAACCUUUAGACUAAAGGUUUUAAAAGAAUAGCACGCUUCAGAAACAGCCUGUGAGCCGAGCGGCACAAGCGACCCUUCCUAGAAGUGAAGCAGUAGGGAAUCUGCGGGUGUUAGCUGGGUCCCAGCAGCGGUGGGGAACAGGACUGCAAGUGUGCGCUGUAUGGCACCAGCCCCGAGGCGGGAGGACACGGCCCGAGCCCGAGGAGGCGCCUGGCCUGCCUUCUCCCGCCAGCUCCCUGACAGCCGCCAAAGCCUCGCUCCCCGCCCCAGCCUGGGCGAUCGCAGCGCCGGCAGCUCCGGCUGUGCCCUAAGAGAGAGAGGCUGCCGUUUUCCCGGCUGGAAGCGACGGGAGAGCCCUUUCUCCGCUGCAAUCGCCAGACCGUGCCCUGCCCGGGGCCGCCCUCUGCCCGCCGGCUGCCAAAGGCCGCCGCGGGGCCCCGCGGCCCGGCGCCCCCGCCCCCCGGCGGUCGCGGCCCCCCGUCCCGCCCGCAGAUAACCGCGGUCCCGCCGCCCCCCCGGCUCUUUCCCCACCCGCCCAGCGCGGACUCGAUCUCGGCUUGGCAGCCGCUCUCCAGGCGCCGGCUGCCUCUCGUCGCCGCCGCGGCGCGGUCAAGGAUGGCUCGGCAGCGCGGGGGCUUUCUGCAGGAGGCCUCUCACCAAGUCGUCGCCGGAGGCUCGGCGGGUCUUGUAGAAAUUUGCCUGAUGCAUCCCCUUGAUGUAGUGAAAACAAGGUUCCAAAUUCAAAGAGGGAAAACUGAUCCAACCAGUUACAAGAGCCUGGGGGACUGUUUUAGGACUAUUUUCCAACGAGAAGGAUUACUUGGCUUCUACAAAGGACUAUUUCCUCCUGUCUUGGCUGAGACACCCAAAAGGGCGGUGAAGUUUUUCACCUUUGAACAAUACAAGAAGCUACUCGGAUAUGCAUCAUUACCUCCAGGACUGGCAUUUGCAGUUGCUGGCUUGGGAUCUGGGUUGACAGAGGCAGUUGUGGUUAACCCCUUUGAAGUAGUAAAGGUUACCUUACAGGCCAAUCAGAAUGCCUUCAAAGAGCAACCAUCUAGCUUUGUUCAAGCUCGGCAGAUCAUUAAAACCGAUGGUCUGGGCUUCCAAGGACUCAACAAAGGUCUUACAGCAACACUGGGCCGUCACGGAGUUUUUAACAUGGUUUACUUUGGGUUCUACUUCAAUAUGAAAAACAUUCUUCCAGUUAAUAAAGAUCCAAAUUUGGAGUUUUUGAGGAAAUUUGGAAUUGGGCUAGUCUCAGGAACAAUAGCCUCAAUUAUUAACAUUCCUUUUGAUGUUGCAAAAAGUAGGAUUCAAGGACCACAGCCAGUUCCUGGAGAGAUCAAGUACAGAACCUGUUUUAAAACUAUGGCAACAGUCUAUAAAGAGGAAGGAUUUCUGGCUCUGUACAAAGGCUUGCUUCCCAAGAUCAUGAGGCUUGGUCCAGGUGGUGCAGUGAUGCUUUUGAUUUACGAAUACGUUUAUGCAUGGCUUCAGGACACAGUUAAUCACAAGUAGCACUUCUGAAAAAUGUACUCUUUAAAAUUAUAUGCAUUCUAAAAUACACUUCAAUAAAGUAAAAGUUAUUCUUA